Molecule: messenger RNA, 4560 nt
Organism: Stegastes partitus (bicolor damselfish)
Lineage: Eukaryota; Metazoa; Chordata; Actinopteri; Pomacentridae
Gene: clspn
Product: claspin
Exons: 24
Coding region: 152-4174 (1340 amino acids)
Biological process (GO): activation of protein kinase activity; mitotic G2 DNA damage checkpoint signaling; mitotic DNA replication checkpoint signaling
Molecular function (GO): anaphase-promoting complex binding
Source: RefSeq, a predicted model, not a curated record
CGACCGGAGAAAACACCCGUACAUGCGCUUCGAAACGCCGCAAUAACACUCAAGUCCCGCUGAGGCUCACUUUGGCGGCUGCCCGCGGUCCGACGAAGCUUCGCGUCUGCCGGUUCAUCCCCGCUGAAGGCGGUGAAGUCAGCGGACAGAGAUGAGCCUGGUGGUCCCGCAACAACAGGUGGAGGCGAUUCCAGCGGUGGUCCAGGCGGUAGAGAGCGACUCAGACAGCGGGAUGGGAUCUCCAGCUGAGGAGAUGGUCCAAGAGACGAGCAACAACAGAGAAGAACUUCCAGAUUCUGACGAUGAUGAGGAAGAGAUCGUAGCUCUCAGAAAGCCUCACCGCAACGCCAUCCGAGACAGCGACAGUGAGGAAGAGGAGGCAGCUGCAGAGAACAGCAUCAACAUGGCAGAAGCUCUGGUUCUGUCCACCUCCAGCGGAGACGAGAUGGAGACCGGAGGGGCGGAAGAGAAGGACGAGAGGAAAGAACGGGACGUCAAGAAAAGCAAGAGAAUCGGCCGAGCUCCUGCCGACAGCGAAGACAGUGAAGCCGAGCAGGAGAAAAGAGCAGAAACCGAGGAGCUGAAGAAAGAAGUGAAAUCAACGAAAGAACGGAAGAAGAGAGAGAAGAGCCAGAGACAUCGGGAGAAAAAGGAAAAGCGAAGCAAAGCCGUGGAAAAACUGAAGAAGAAAGAGAGAUUCUCUGAAAGAGAUGAAGAUUCGCCUCUCCCUCGAGCUCUGAACGACAGUGGAUGUCAGCUGGGCGACACCGACCUGUACGACGCCGGUCUGGACGAUGAGGAAGACGAGGAAGAAGAGUCUCUGGACGCCAUCCGAGCUGCCGUCAAGCAAAAGAUGAAAAAACACAAGGAUCCUCUCCUGGAUGACGAGGAGGAUGAAGAAGCCCCUGAGAAACCCCAGCGUGUGGAGAGAAAAGCUGCACGAGCCAGCAAAGAGGCAAUGAAGCAGCUGCACAGCGAGACUCAGAGGCUGGUCAGAGAGUCGAUGCUCGGCCUGCCCUACCACAUCCCCGAGCCCAAGACCAUCGACCAGUUCUUCAAGAGGAGAGCCAGGCCUGAGGGUCCUGCCAUGGCGUUGUUGAAAUCUACAACGUACUCAAAAAUGAUGUUGGAGGCGCCGUUGGCUCCUCCAGCGCCUGUGAACCCACCAAGUGAGCCCCAGCAACCGUCCACAGAGCAGCAGGACCCUCCUCCCUCCCUGGAUCUCUCGUCCACUCAGAUCCAGCCUCUACUUCAGCCUGCAGCCACGUCGUCCCCGCAUCAGCAGAGCCUCAGCCAGCCCGGAGAAACCCCCGAGAACCCAGAUCCUGAGCAGGAAUCGGGCCCGAUGCUGUACCUGUCUGAGAGUCUGCAGGAGUCGGCCACUACGGACGCUGUUGGGAAACCUGCCUCUGAUUCUGGAGAGGAAACGUCGGCUGUCCCGGCAGAACAGAAGGCGGUCGAGUCCGACUCUGAAGCCUUGAAAACGGAGCCUCUGCCUGAGGGUUUGGUCGAACCUGCAGCCCCUCAGUCUCUGAAAGCUGGUUCAGAACCUUCAGUGCAGCAACACAGCAAGCUGAAGAAGGACAAACUGGCCAGACUGAAGGAGCUCGGCCUGGAUCCUCCACCUGUCGCCAAGCUGUGUCCGGAUGACGGAGCUUUUGUUCAGCUGGAGCUCCAACAGCACAACCCUGGCUUGGAGGCCCUGAAGAAGCGUUACCUCCGUCAUGUUCACGCACCGACGCGACCCCAAGGAGAGCGAACGGUGCAGCUCAGCAUCAUCCGCAAAGACAGCACAGCAUCCGGCCAGGAGGAGCUGCUCGCCGAGUCCGUUACCGUCACCGUGAAAGAGGGAGCAGAGGAACCAGCAGCCGCCAAGCCAGGAGAGAAGCUGGUGACUCUGAAGCAGCGCCUGCAGUCCGCCAUGGCCCAGCGGAGGAAACAGGAGAGGGCACGCAAGGCCGAGCUGAACCGCCUCGACAACGAGGACUGCGGGGAGGAGGAAGAGGAGGAGGAAGAUAUGACAGAUGAGUCAGACGAAGAAGAGGGUGUUGAUGACUUACUGGGAGGCGAUGACGGUGAGGAGGAAGAGAAAGAGGAGGAGGAGGAGGAGGAAGGCAGCGUCGCUCAGAGUAUCAGGAGUCCUUCUCCUGUGGCGCUGAGCGAACCGUCGCAAACUCCUGAUCUGGUGAACACAGACGGCACGCUCCUGCUGUUUCCAGGGAACUCCUGCUCUCGCACCGGUGAUGGUGUGAGAAGGUCUGGGCCUCCCGGACACGACAGCAGCAACAAGAUGGAAGAGGACGACUCUCUGUCCCUGGUGAAGGACAACAGCCACAACAGCAGCUUUGAACUUGCUGCGUCCAUGAUAACCUCUUACCAACCCGUCAAUAACCAGCGAUCUGCCGGAAGAGGAAUCUCCAACUCCUCCUUUUUCCGUUCCCCUUCGCCCUGCCUCUUCAGGCCCAGCUUCCCCGGCUCUGCUUCUAAGAGUUCAGGUAAACUCUCCGAGCCCUCCCUCUGCCUCCCCGUCGAGGACUCCCAGGACCUUUACGCCCCUCCGUCCCCCAGCGCCGAUUCGGGUCCUCUGGGCGGAGCUGGUUCUGGUCCCGGUUUGGGAGGAGACUCUCAGGGCCGGUUCUCCCUGGAGGACGACACCCACUCCCAGCUGCUCGACGCCGACGGUUUCCUGAACGUGGGGCCGCGACCCGGAGCUCCCCGGUCCCACAAGAGGCAGCUGAUCCUGGACAGCCUGGACGAGAACGCCAUGGACGCCAACAUGGGGGAGCUGCUGGGCUUGUGCUCGGGUGUGUUUGGGUCGGCGGAGGCCGGCAAAGGAGGAGGUGUGGGAGCUACGCAGGAGGACGAGCUGCUCGGGUUGUGUUCGGGAGCGUUUCCGCCGACUCAGGCUGAAGAGGACGAAGCAGAGAAGGUGAAAGAAGGACUGGAUGAAGAGUCUGACAACACCAUGGAUCAGCUGCUGGGGCUCUGCUCAGGCAAAUUCCCAAGUCCAGGUUCUGCUCACACGGCUUCACCAGCACACGACAGUAAAAAGAAGGAGGAGGAAGAGCAGCAGGAGGAAGAGGAAGAGGAGGAGGACUGUGAGUUCAGACUGCUGUCAGAUGUAGAAAGUGAACAGGAGGACGAUGAUGGUGACGAUGAUGAUGAUGGAGGGGAAAGUGGUGAUGAGCAGGAGGAUGAAGGCGAUGACGUGGAAGAGGAGGAGAUGCAGGCUGUGUUCACAUCCCAUCGAGUCAAGAAGAAGAAGAAGAAAAUGCGUCUGACCGACUACGUGGACUCGGAGGCCGAGCUGUCGGGCAGCGACUUGGGCAGCGACGACGAGGACGCCGACAGAGGCAGCGAGUACGAAGAAGAAGAUCUCCUGGAAGAUCUCCCCUCCGACGAAGAGCUCCAGGACCAAGUCAACAAGAUCCACAUGAAGCAGAUCAUGGACGAUGACAAGCGCCGCCUGAGGCUGUACCAGGAGCGCUACCUGGCCGAUGGAGACCUGCACUCCGACGGCCCGGGACGAGCUCGACGCUUCCGCUGGAAAAACAUCGACGACGGAUUCAACAUGGACCGGAUGGGAGCAGAGGGAGAGGAAGAGGGGGAGGAGGACGAUGAUGUGGACCAGACGGAGGUCCAGAGGAGGAAGGAGAGGCUGGAGAGGGAGCAGUGGCUCAGAGAGCAGUCCGAACAAAAAGCCAAGAAAGGAGAAGAUGUGGACGCAGAUGAUGAGAAGAUCGGAGACGAAGACAGUCACUUCAUGAAGCUGGCCAAGAAGCUGACGGCCAAAACUCUGCAGAGGAAAGAACCCCCCGUGGCGCCGCAGCCGGAGAAGAAGACGACGGCAUCGGCUCUGAAUCCCUUCCAGAGACCCUCCCAGCCUUCACAGGUGAGGAGAGGUUCCCUCCUCAGUCAGCCUCAGUCCGUCCUCCAGAAGCUCGCCUCCAUCUCAGAGGGAAACCCUCUGGCGCCCAGAAACACUCGAGGAUUCCUGUUUCAGACACUUUCACCUGAGAAGGCCACGUUGGACGCUCCUCAGAAACCGACGAUGAAGAAGAGGGGGCAGGUGGAGGCGGCCAAUCCAGCAGCAAAGAGGAUCUGCAGAGAAAACAAACCAGCGGCGCCGACGAAAGCUUCCCAGAGGAGCAUCUUCAGCUUCCUGGAUCACUGACGGCGAGAGGGGACAGAGUUCCUCCUCCAGCUGCAGGACUUCACCUCCAGUAAGACUCAGACACUGGUGCACUGGUGGCCGAUCACACACAGGAACGGGUUUCCAGGUUUGCUUUCCCUCAAAACUGCAACCUGAAGCUCCACCGAAGCACAGUUCCAUGUUUUCCUGCUCGCUGUUCACUAACUCAGCCGGUGUCUGAACUAUAAAUCCGUUGUUGUCUUUCUUACUUAACUUGUGCAGCUCGAUGAAGGGCGGAUUUAAAAAUCUUUUAUCAUGUAAAUAGGAUUGAUUUCAUUCUCAAUAGUUAGUUGUUUUUCUGUUUGUUUUUUUUUGUGUAUGAUGUUUAAAAUGUUUUACUUUGUAAAUAAAAGCGUAUUUUAAGACUC